Fusarium odoratissimum NRRL 54006 is the source of this 2543-nucleotide messenger RNA. RefSeq lists its product as uncharacterized. The record is from RefSeq and is a predicted model, not a curated record. NCBI's taxonomy places the organism in Eukaryota, Fungi, Ascomycota, Sordariomycetes, Hypocreales, Nectriaceae. The transcript has 3 exons. Bases 1 to 1566 code for a protein of 521 amino acids.
AUGCUUGGGAUGCUGCCCGAUUUCGGAGCGCCUGUUACCUUCUUCCUGAACGCCGACUAUCGCGAGCGUGUUCCUAUAAGGGUUCCUCUCACGGCUAAGCAGAUCACACAUAUGAAUCGUGAUGUCGCCUUCGCCCUCCGCCAUGGUAAGCGAAAGGCUUCUAAUCGUCGCAUCUCUAUUGCGCAAGAAAUUGAAGCAGAGCGCAAGCCGAAGACCUCAGACGAAGACAAGAUUGCCUCCCUCCAAGCACCCAUCACUGAGAAGUGCGAUCGUACGUUUGCCAAGCAUGCCGCUGAGCCGGUGAACCACAUCAUCAAGAUUCCAUCAACUGCUGCUGCUGCUGCUGAGUCUCCUGGCAAGCCCUCAUAUGUUCAACGAGCCGCUAUUGCUAAGGCCGUUGUCCGUGAGCUUCGCCGUCGAGCCGAUGAGGAUGAUUCCGCCCCGAAGCCUGAGGCCAAGGCCAACGAGUCUGCAUGGGACCAGUCUGCACCUCCUGCCGAGACCUGGGAUUCCAAUGACACGCAAAUGGCUCAGAAGUCCACUGACGCCCAACAAGUUCUGGACCUUUUCGUUCAUGUCCAUGGCACGAAGGACUUUACUGUUGGUGGAAUCGACGAUCCGGCGAAUGAGCCAGCCGUGGCCCCUAUCACCAAGUACGACAACCCGGCACCAAAGUUCCUGUCUAAGGUUGAUCAGUUCGUUAACGUCGAGCCCACUCCCGCUACCGCAAAGGUUGCGUGGACCGCAGGCCAGAACAAGUUGGUUGACGAUGCUGCUCACCGAGCAUCCCAGGCCCGCCCUGACAAUGUGCUCAUGGGCAGCCUGCUCCACCUCACCAACAGCUUGGUCAAUAGAAUUAUGUCGAGGUGCGACCUCAUGACCGCUAUCCUCCUCACCAACGCCCUGGUCCUUACUAUAACGAGCCGCAUCCUCUCGAUCGCUAUGCUCGUGGCCAGUACCCUGGUUACUACUAUCUCGAGCAGCGCCAGCUCGACCUCUACUUAUUCUCGUGGGCGACCUCCCGGAGACCAUCAUGGAAUGCAGCGUCGUAGCCGCUCUCCCCAGGAGUACCGUAACGGUUACUAUGAUGACCAAAGUCCUCACAACUACCCUCCACCGCCUCGUCACAAUGCUCUAGAUAAUGGCGGUCCUAGCAACGACGGUCCUGACAAUGGCCCUCAUGAUCUCCCAGAGUAUCCCGAGCCAGAGCUUACUCAAGAGUAUGUUUUGAGAGAUGUACAAGAGAUGUACAUGUGGUACCCAAUCGGCUGGUCAACAUGCAACAAAGCACACACACUUGACAUCCCACGAGAAGCCCAUACUCUUCUUGGUCUUCUAACGGUUUCGAGAUACGGCAAACCCCCUUAUGAACUGACUGUGGGUGAUUGGCAGGGUUUCCUUAACGCGCUUUUCGACAAUUGGAACUCCCGCUUUGAUCCUCCUCCCAGCCCGGAACUUCCUGCCAACCUAGAAGAAAAACACCUUCAUAUCGAUGUGGGUACGCUCAAUCGGGACUAUCCUCCUUCAGUUGCAAGGCAACGAUCUGGCGAUCUUGAAGUGAGUUAAUGGCGCAGGAAAGGCGAGAAGGUCUGUCUUGGUUUGUCACUCAACUGCGAGACUGGUUCAGUCGAGUGGGUGUGUUGCAACUAAAAUAAUGAAGGUAUCAGUACGAUAAAAUUUGCCCCGAGUGCCAAAUGGAUCGCAAAGAUCGCCAGGGCAGUCUCUCGGCGUCUUCGUCUUGCGGGACAGAAGACGAAGAAUAUACGGACCACUCAGGGGUUCCAUUGACACAGCGCUUGAGGAAGGUGGUGACAACAAAGCUCAGUAGCUAGAGGGCACUAUGGGCCAGGAAGCUUGAUGGGUUUGAUGAGCAGCCAGCAUGAAUAUCUACCAGCUCACAGCUGCUGAAGUAUCCAAGACGCAUGUUGACGUUCGUAUAAUCGAUGACUCGCUCAGUCAUGAGGCUGACUACGUCUUUGUCGAUCUCACUCGAACCACCAAUACUGGUUUUAUCAGCGAGCCUGAGUAGAUGGCUGUGGCAGGCUCUUGCGCCUACAUUAGUACUGUCUUCAUCGGACCUGGAAAAGAUGUUCCCCCUUAUCUGGCCCAUCCGUCAUCUCGUCAAGCACCUCGAGAAACGCGAUGCCUUGAUUGAACUCACCGACGAGUGUUCAAUCAUAUGUGCCAAGUUUUGACAGCCAGGACACUUCGCAGACAAGUGCAUUUUCCAACCCAAGUGUGCGCGAUGUGACGGCGCCAACCACUCCACGCGCAGCUGUCCUCAGGCUAAGGAAGAUGCUAUCUCCGCUUCCGCCAAUGAGCCGAUUAUCGCAGGCGAUGUGAUUAUGCGAAAUCCUUUCAACCCUCCUGUGGUAGUCUUUCCUAAAGACACCAAGCGUGUUAAGCGGAAGUGCAAAUGCCAGGAUGUCUUUGUUCACCCCAUAUACGGAAUACGAAAAUGCGUAACUUAUGCCUAUUUGCAGGCUACCUUGUCCUUUACGGACGCUCGGAUGGCAUUGUCUUGCUCCGGCAUGAGAUACUCG